GGGGUCCAACUCGGGCUCUGUUUGCAGGUGGAGAGCUCUUCAUGCAGCUGGAGCGGGAGGGAAUCUUCCUGGAGGACACGGCCUGUUUCUACCUGAGUGAGAUCACGCUGGCUCUGGGUCACCUGCACUCCCACGGGAUCAUCUACCGGGAUCUCAAGCCGGAGAACAUCAUGCUCAACAGCCAAGGACACAUCAAACUUACGGAUUUUGGGCUGUGCAAGGAGUCGAUCCACGACGGAGCCGUCACCCACACCUUCUGCGGCACCAUCGAGUACAUGGCCCCCGAGAUCCUGGUGAGGAGCGGGCACAACCGGGCGGUGGACUGGUGGAGCCUGGGAGCCCUGAUGUACGACAUGCUCACCGGAUCGCCCCCGUUCACCGCCGAGAACCGCAAGAAGACCAUCGACAAGAUCCUCAAGGGCAAACUGGUGCUGCCGCCCUACCUGACCCCCGACGCCCGCGACCUCCUCAAGAAGUUCCUCAAGCGAAACCCCAGCCAGCGGGUGGGGGGUGGCCCGGGGGAUGCGGCCGACGUGCAGAAGCAACCCUUCUUCCGCCACAUCAACUGGGAGGACCUGCUGGCGCGCAGGCUGGACCCCCCCUUCAAACCCUGCCUGCAGUCAGAGGAGGAUGUGAGCCAGUUCGACACCCGCUUCACCCGCCAGACCCCCGUCGACAGCCCCGACGACGCUGCCAUCAGUGAAAGUGCCAACCAGGCCUUCCUGGGUUUCACCUACGUGGCCCCGUCAGUGCUGGAGAGCAUCAAGGAGGGGUUCUCCUUCCAGCCCAAGGUGCGCUCGCCCCGACGCCUCAACAGCAGCCCCCGCACCCCCGUCAGCCCUGUGAAAUUCUCCCCGUUCGAGGCAUUCAAGCCGGUGGCCUCGGGGGACCCCAUGGAGCUGGGACCCCCCCAGACCCCCCCGCCCGAGGGCACGGCCCCCCUGCCCAUCAAGCCCUCCGGGGGGGCCAAGAAGCAGAAGGGGGGCCGGGGCCGGGUGCCCAGGUAGGGGUGGGGGGGGGGGGGGGGGGGAGGGGGGGGCCCGGUGCCCCCCACGGGGUGGGGGGGACCCCACGGUGCUGCUGUUGCUCCGGGGGGUUCACCCCCCCCAUCCAGCACAGCCCCCUGCCUGCCGGGCUGGGGGGUACAUGGGGCCCGCCCAGGGGUGUGGCCCUUGGGGCGUGGCCUUUUGGGGUGUGGCCCUUGGGGGCGUGGCCCCGCUGCUGGAUCUGUGCCAAUUAAAGGACUUGCUGAGGC
Messenger RNA from Corapipo altera (White-ruffed manakin), 1255 nucleotides. Its product is annotated as ribosomal protein S6 kinase beta-2-like. Gene Ontology annotation, molecular function: ATP binding; protein serine/threonine kinase activity. The record is from RefSeq and is a predicted model, not a curated record. The transcript has 10 exons. Gene Ontology annotation, biological process: protein phosphorylation. Lineage: Eukaryota; Metazoa; Chordata; Aves; Passeriformes; Pipridae. The annotation marks the transcript as partial.